Magallana angulata is the source of this 2167-nucleotide messenger RNA. RefSeq names its product THAP domain-containing protein 11-like. The transcript has 4 exons. The coding region runs from base 47 to 1675 and encodes 542 amino acids. The record is from RefSeq and is a predicted model, not a curated record. NCBI's taxonomy places the organism in Eukaryota, Metazoa, Mollusca, Bivalvia, Ostreida, Ostreidae.
UGCUGAUUUGUUAGGCAUGUUGUCAUAAUUGUGGACAAUUUGUGUAAUGGCUAAACCAAAUAUUUCCAAGUACUGGUGUGUUGUCCCAGGUUGUACGUCAGACGGACGUAAAAAGCGGAACCUGGAAAAGUAUCCUGCUAUGGAAGGAGUCGAUUUUUUCCCGUUUCCAACCCGCUUAAAGAACAAUAAAAUUAGAAAGCGGUGGAUCUCUCAGAUUAAUAGAGAGAAUUUUGAACCAAAAAGACAUCACCGGGUGUGUUCUAAUCAUUUUGUUGAUGGAAGACCUACUGAGUGUAACCCAAUCCCAACAUUGUUUCCAAGAAAUAAUUUCAUGCGCCCUUUGAAGGAGAGACCACAGAAUGCUGUAGAAAAAAGAAACAUCACUUCUGCUCGACUUGAUCAACUUCAGGAUGAUAAUACAACUGAGACUGAACUUUUCAAUGCACCACCAGUUGCAGCAGAAGUUAUUGUAACUGCAGUUAUGGAAGGUGAAAACACAGUUUCUCAUGUUCGAUCCAGAAAAUUGCCAGGAAUAGCAGCAAAGUCCAGUGUUGUGAAUCAUGAUCAUUCAUACAUGUCUGAAGAAAAAAGCUGGGAAAGACCUGAACCUGUUGACAUGUCCACACAAACAGAUCUCACAGGAGAGGGCAUUGAACUCUUGCAGCGGCAAACCAGAGAGAUGAAAGCAAAACUAUCUGACAAAGAAGCAUUGUUGCGAGACUGUUUUUUAGAAAAUGUCAUCAAGUCCGAUGUUUCAGUGAAACAUUACACAGGGUUACCCAGUAAACCUAUUUUGGAUGGAUUGUUUUCAUCAAUAGAAGCAGAUAAAUGCAAACUCAAAUACUGGUCAGGAAAAAAAUCUGUCGGUGAUAUGAAGUAUGAAGAGGAAGGUAAAAAACCAGGACCCAAACGGAAGCUCAGUCCCUAUGAGGAAUUCAUUUUAACUCUUGUUAGACUAAGACUUGGAAUAGUAGGAUUUGUUCUUGCAGAUUUAUUUGGUGUUUCAAAGACCCGGGUAUCCCAAAUUUUUACUACCUGGAUAUCAUAUAUGCACGAUGUUUUCAGUCCACUUAUUAAAUGGCAGUCUAGAGAAAAAAAUAUCAAAUACAUGCCAAAAUCAUUUAAGAAAUCGUUCCCUAGGACUUGUGCUAUUAUAGACUGCACAGAAUUUUUUGUUCAGAGGCCAAAAACUCCUACUUGUCAGUCAGCAACCUACAGCUCUUACAAACAUCAUAACACUUUCAAGUGUUUAGUAAGCAUUACCCCUUCAGGUGCAUUUAACUAUAUUUCAGACUUGUGGUCUGGAAAUGUAUCAGAUAGGUAUAUUACCGAGAAUAGUUCCUUUUUAGAUAAUAUAGAGCCAUUCGAUGAAGUUAUGGCUGAUCGUGGCUUUAACAUUGGGGACCUUUUGACCUUGAGAAGAGCUACUCUAAACAUUCCUCCCUUUACUCACAAGUGUCCUUGGGGUAAAGGAAAACGUUUGAAUGCUAGCGAAGUAAGGAAAACUAGAAAAAUAGCAAAUUUAAGAAUUCAUGUAGAAAGGGCAAUACAAAGACUAAAGUGUUUCAAACUACUCUCAAAUAUUAUUCCAUUGAAAUUAAAACCUAUUUGUAAUCAAAUGCUAAAAGUUGCUGCAUUUUUCUGCAAUAUUGACAAACCUCUUGUGAAAAAUUAGAUGUAUCACCUGUGUAUAAAGUGCAUAAUUAUGAUGCUUAUAACUUAUUGUAAGUUUUUGUAUUUAGGUAUUUGCAUGUGCCUGGUCACUACUGGUUAUCAUGGUAUUGAUAAUUUAGUCACUACUGGUUAUCAUUGUAUUGAUAAUUUAGUCAAACAGCGAUGUUGUUUAUGUCUGAACUUGUAUUACAUUUUUAAAUUUACUUUAUCUAUAUUAAAAGCUGAAAUUAAAUAAUGCGCUGUCUGCAUGGUCAGUGUGACAACUUGUUUAGAGAGUGGCACAUUUUCUAUUUCUUUGGAAGAGAAGUUUAAAGUAUUGAUUUUUCUUGGAAAAUUUUAAGAGUAUUGUAUAUUCAUGAUAAAAAGCUAUUAAAUUGUCAUGCUGAUUGGUUUUAAUAUUUUUCAAUGAUUUGAAUUGUGAUAAAUUUGAGCAUUUUUGUAAAAGUGCACAAGUAUUAAAACAAAAUUAAAUGAUAAAACAAAAUACAAGUUA